Fimicolochytrium jonesii is the source of this 1527-nucleotide messenger RNA. RefSeq lists its product as uncharacterized. The record is from RefSeq and is a predicted model, not a curated record. Gene Ontology annotation, molecular function: transmembrane transporter activity. The coding region runs from base 1 to 1527 and encodes 508 amino acids. Gene Ontology annotation, biological process: transmembrane transport. NCBI's taxonomy places the organism in Eukaryota, Fungi, Chytridiomycota, Chytridiomycetes, Spizellomycetales, Powellomycetaceae. The transcript has 7 exons.
AUGCUGUUGCGGAACGCGAGCGUGAGCAGGAGUUCGAGUUUCUCGCAGAGCGGGUACUUCCCGCAUCCCGCUCAUGCGCCAUCGUUUGCGCGGCUGCCGAUACCCUGGUCGUCUACUGGCGCGCCGCGGGAUAGUCGGGAGGCGGAUAUGUUGCUUGGUUUAGCAUUAGCGCUGUCAAGCUACGGCGCUCCAUUAUACAGAGUGGAGCACCGCAUCGCAAAAGCGGCCGAAGAUCUAAGCCUACCCGUCUCAGUAUUCUGCCUCCCGUCAACAAUCAUGGUUGCGAUCGGCGACGGAUCAGCCCGACAUCCCUGCCGCGUACAGUACCUCUCCUACUCCUAUGGCGUGAACGUCGGCAAACUCCACCAAGUCGACCGUCUAGCGCGCCGCGUCUCCGCCCUCCGCAAAGCCCUCAAAACCGACGAGAAGCGCCGCGCGUCGGCAGCUACCACCACGCCGAGCGUCCAGCAGAGUCGGCGGAUCCUCGAAAGCCCUGAUAGCACCAAUUCCGUGCCGUCUUCCCCACCACCCGUCCCACAAGACACCACAACGACCCAACAACAACAAGAAAAACACAAUGACGGAACAAUCGACGACUGCCUCACCGACCUCCAAACCAUCACCUCCGACACCGACUACUCCUGGCCUGUCCGCCACUUCGCCGGCGCCAUGCAAUCGGGUGUCAUCGCCGUGUUGCUGUUCAGGGGGACAUGGGCCGACGGGCUCGCCGCUUUCUUCCUCGGGGGUGUCACCUCCCUCUGUCUGCGAUUAUCGAACUUUUUGGGAUUGGAGGGAGCUGUGGAGCUGCUGACGAGUAUCGCGAUAGCGUGUCUGGCGCGGUUCAUGGAGAUAUUCGCGUUCUGGGAUGGGUUGUCGGGGACGGGGCUGGGGUUGUGUCAUGAGGUGGUGUCGCUUGCGGGGGUCUGUGCGUUGUUGCCGGGGACUGCUAUCACACUAGGCAUGCUCGAACUCGGGAGCACUAACCCUGUCGCUGGGAGUGUGAGGAUGUUUCAGGCUUUUGUUCGGGCGCUCAAACUCGGGUACGGCCUAACCCUCGGCUCCCGCCUAGCCAUCCACCUCAUGCAACUCUUCACCGACUACGACGGCUCUAACCCGGACGCGUGCCCGGUCGCGGGCGCGCCGAUGGAUGUGUGGCGGUUGCCGCUGUGGAUUCCCAUGAACCUAUCAAUCAUGAUAAACCUCCGCGCCUUCCCCUGGCAAUGGUGGCACAUGUCCCUGACAUCGCUGACUGGGUUCUGCGUCAAUUUGUUGGCUAGCAUGUGGUUCAACAGCGAUAUAACAGCGGGAAUAGCAGCCUUCUCGAUUGGGUUACUGGGCAACCUGUACGCGAGGCAGACGGAUGACGUCGCUAUUGGCGCUAUCCUCGCCGGAAUAGCAUGGCUAGUCCCCGGCGGAAUCGGCGUCCGCGGCGCGAUCGCUGCCAUCGCGAAGGAUGCGACGAGUAGCGGGACUGCGUUUGGGAUUGAUAUGAUAACACGAGCAAUGUCCAUCGCUGUCGGGAUCUAG